Molecule: messenger RNA, 2301 nt
Organism: Cuculus canorus (common cuckoo)
Lineage: Eukaryota; Metazoa; Chordata; Aves; Cuculiformes; Cuculidae
Gene: C5H14orf180
Product: chromosome 5 C14orf180 homolog
Exons: 4
Coding region: 175-585 (136 amino acids)
Source: RefSeq, a predicted model, not a curated record
UUUCCACUCCUCUGUCAGUUGCUGCUGCUCCCGUCUGCUCAGGGGCACUGCCUGCUCAGUCCUCACUGCAGAGGGAUCUUCAGACACUCUCCCCUGGUCCUUCUCAUUUACUUGAGCGAGUGGCUUUCCAACUGAAACUUGGUGUGGGAGGCCUAGUGUUGGCAUCCAGAGUACAUGUCCCAAAUAUGUCCAGCCACACCUUCUGAUCCUAGUGCAGAAGAGCUGCCGACAGAUGACAGUAGAUAUCCUCCUUCAAUUCUGAGGAAAAGGCCACCUGUGGAACAAGCUGUGGGAGAAAAGCGGAAAGCAGAGAGAAGGGUUCGAUUUCGUGAGCCAGAAGUCGUCAUUGAAUAUGCCAUUUCCUACUGUGACUACGUAGUGGUAGAUGACAGGUCAUCAUCUGGAUUGCCUGUGCUCCUGUGGCUCUCAUUUUGUGCCAUGCUCAUCCUGGCUGUGAGUCUCUACUAUACCAGCAUGAAGCAGGAUGUCAAAAUCCUGGAGGAAUUUCAGUCCCGAAUUGUUAUCUUCUUUCUUCAAAUAAGACACGUUGCUCAGAAAUGCUGGACUUGGUUUAUGAGGCAGUAGCAAUGUCCUCUGACCUGACAGACAUCCCAAACCACUGCUAACCAGCAUGUGACAGCACAAAGCUCCCAGUCUGUUCCUGCCACAUGCAGAGAACACACAGGCAUCCAAUUCGAAGAGCAAGAAAAUCACUCCUGUUGUGCACUUUUCAGCAGCCACUUGUUGUCCUUUCUUUUUUUCUUUUUUUUUUUUUUGUUUUUCACAUUAUUGGGGAGUCCCAGUAGCACCUAGGGGGUCCCACCUAACUCAUGCUCCAUCAUCCUGAACAGCAAACAAGCAUCUGGAUUUUAUCCCCCUAACAGCUUAUAAACUGCAUAUAGGAGGAGCCGAAGUAGAGAAAUACAUUGAUCUGUGCAGGCAACAGCAAGCUCUGAACAAAAGUCUCCUGAGUCUAAGGUCAAGGCUUUAAAUACCAAACCAUCCUUCUCCUCAAGUCUCCUAAGAGCUAUUCUGCAAAAGUUAAAAUAAAACUGAGCUAUUGUGCAAACACUGCUCUGGUGGCCAAAGGCUUGGCAAGCUGCUAUAUUUAUGUACCUGAAAUGAUGAUUAGUAAAAUCCCAGCAAAUGGCUUUCUAGUUUUCCUUCAUCCAUUUUUCCCUCUACAGGCAAAAGCUGUUUCUUAAUGUUUCACUGGACUCCCAGGUGUGAAAAAGAACGUGAAAUCUCAUUUAAACAGUAAACAGUUUAUUUGCUUAACAUAAUAAAUAGCAGCAUUGAACCCCAGGUUAAUUAUCAAAUCAGCAAUUUAAUCUUCUGGGUUUGAUUCAGUCCAUAAACCUCACAACCUGAGCUUACAAGAUUUGUGGUAGCGCUUGUACUCAGCCAGAAGUUACGAUUUUAUGCCUGGACAUUCAAGGCCUUACACAAUUGUAAUACAUACAGUUUAUGAAGGCAUGGGAGGCAAAGCCCCUUUAUCCCUCCACUGUACCACCAUAGUAUGCACCCCUCUGAAGGGAAUCUUUGUGUUGGAAAUCUUGCAAUAGACUGGAAUGCUGCUCUGAGUGUCAGAGAGGAGAAUAAGCAAGCUUAGGAGCUUCAGCUGCUUUCUUCCUAGACAAAACCAGCACAACUACUUUUUAAGGCCUUAGAUUCUUGUGAAGUAGCACCUGAUGUGUGCUUGGGUUUAUUUGGUGUAAUAAGAUAGACAUCAGUAUCUGUAAGAGCUGAAGAAAAGGAAGAAGGAAGAAAAAAAAAAAGGAGAAAGAAAACACUGCAGAGAAGAUGGAAGAGAUGCCCACAAGACCUGGGCUUGAAUUCCCCUGCCAUUGCAACCCACUGAAAAGAAAACACGGUGCUUUAUUUUUAAUUGUUUUGUAUUUUUAAAAAUGAGGGCCAUACCUCUCUGCCCAACAACCUUCUUCCAAGCAGCCCAAGGACUGUAACCAGGAGGAAAAUAAACAGAAAUGUGUUAUGCCACCUUUUCUCAAAAUGAGGGUAGGCAGCAAUUUGUUUGAGAACAAAUCAAAACAACUGCAGUCCCAGACAGAAAGAAGUGACUUCAGUGGCUAUUUCAUGCUCCUCCUAACAUGUCAAAGACCACAACAAUUGCACUUGAUACACUGUCAGUCUGGGAAACAGAGAUUGCUGCAAGAGGAGUGUUUAGCUCAGGGGCUCUUUAUGCAAACCACUCGGGUACCCCAGCUCAGAGGGUAAGUUUCGUCACUUCUUCCCUUCCCUUUCCCCUAUCUUAGCUGUCCUGUUCAUGUAAUAAAGAUGAAA